This is a messenger RNA of Talpa occidentalis (Iberian mole), 4295 nucleotides long. RefSeq names its product yrdC N6-threonylcarbamoyltransferase domain containing (gene YRDC). The transcript is spliced from 5 exons. The record is from RefSeq and is a predicted model, not a curated record. Gene Ontology annotation, molecular function: tRNA binding; double-stranded RNA binding; nucleotidyltransferase activity. Lineage: Eukaryota; Metazoa; Chordata; Mammalia; Eulipotyphla; Talpidae. Bases 30 to 872 code for a protein of 280 amino acids. Gene Ontology annotation, biological process: regulation of translational fidelity. Gene Ontology annotation, cellular component: cytoplasm.
CACUUCCUCCCGGAAGCGGGCCUUGGCGGAUGUCUCCGGCGCGUCCGUGCAGGGGACUGAGGGCCGCGGUGGCUGCCAGCGUGGGAUUCAGCGAGGGGCCGGCCGGCUCCGCCCGGAGCGACCGCCUCCUCCGCCCGCCGAGUCCUGCUCCGGCGGCGCCGGGGGCCCGGCUGCUGCGGCUCCCGGGAAGCGGGGCCGUGCGGGCCGCAAGGCCGGAGCGCGCCGGCUGGACCGAGGCGCUGCGGGCCGCCGUGGCCGAGCUGCGCGCCGGCGCCGUGGUGGCUGUCCCCACCGAUACGUUGUACGGCCUGGCCUGCUCGGCGAGCUGCUCGGCGGCACUGGGCGCUGUGUACCGCCUCAAGGGCCGCAGCGAGGCCAAGCCGCUGGCCGUAUGCCUGGGCCGCGUGGCCGACGUCUACAGGUACUGCCACGUGAAAGUACCUGAAGGGCUCCUGAAAGAUCUGUUACCAGGACCAGUUACACUGGUGAUGGAACGCUCAGAGGAACUCAAUAAGGACUUGAACCCCUUCACUCCUCUUGUGGGCAUCCGGAUUCCUGAUCAUGCCUUCAUACAGGACUUGACUGAGGUAUUUGGGGGACCUCUUGCUCUCACCAGUGCCAACCUCAGCUCCCAGGCCAGUUCUCUGAAUGUGGAGGAGUUCCAGGACCUCUGGCCUCAGUUGUCCCUGGUCAUUGAUGGGGGGCCAAUUGGGGAUGGCCAGAGCCCUGAGUGUCGCCUAGGCUCCACUGUGGUUGACUUGUCUGUGCCUGGAAAGUUCAGGAUCAUUCGUCCAGGAUGUGCCCUAGAAAGUACUACAGCCAUUCUCCAACAGAAGUAUGGGCUGCUCCCCUCACAUGGAUCCUGUGUGUGAAGCUCGAAAGGAGGGAGAACCCAAGGACUGGUGCUGGACACUGUGUGUCUGUUCCCUGGUGGUUGGCAAGGCCUCAUUUGCAGAGGCACUAGGGCUACAACAUCACUUGUCUCUUUACAGCUUUCUGAACACUGCUGACCAGGCCCCUGAAGCUGCUAGUUCAACUUCACCUCUGGUGGGGGAUGAGGGGGGUACAGUGAGAGAGGUAUUUAUUUAUUAUCUACAAUUUCAUGGAUCACCCAAAAGCUGAAUAGAGACUUUGAGACUACUCCUAGGACAGCCUUGUUCGGCUAAGUUUCUUGUUUUUUUAACUUUUUGAAAAAUAAUAUAAAUAACAGAUUUGAAAUUUACUGAGAGUCUUCUCUCUGGUAAGUUCUAGAUUAGCUAGAACACCAGCUCUACUAUUUAAGUCUCAGUGACCAAAAGCACAUUGUGCGUCUGAGAAGGGCACCAAGUUAGGAUAAUAUUGUAGAGCCACAGGCCGGUUUCCUCUGGCCCUACGGGACUGGAAUGCGGUGUGCUGGAAGAUGGAGUGAGUCAUCUUGGUCUGAUGGUGUAGAAGUGAGCUCAUUGGCAGGGGGUUGAGAUGGGGCGUGGAGUCCAAAUUAAAGGCUGUUAGAAAGUGGGCCUCUACUACCUUGCUCAGCCUUUUUUGACUCUUAUUCAUAAAAUAAAUGAUUAUACCAAUAACACCUUUAUUUAAAUCCAAUGUCUACGCAGCAGGCCUCUAUCUUUAUUCAUAUGUGUGACAAGUAUAAACAACUCUUGUUGGGCAUUUGAACUUUGUUUUUCUUUAGUAGAAAAUAAUGCUGCUAUUAAACAUCUUUAUAAAUGGUUUAUUUUUCUUUUGAAUUAUUUCCUUUGAGUAGGGUUCCUGUUUUGAGGUGUAUGAAUGUUUUUAUAGCUCUUGAUACAAACUAGCCUUCAAAAGAACUAAACCAGGUUAAAUCACCUUUAGCAAUGUGUAAGAAUUGCUGGCCAUGCCAUACUUUCACAUUAUGUACGUGUGAAAUGAAGGCUCAGUAUUAACUCCUUUCUGUAAAUUAUAACAGAUUGAUAUCAGCCUUUUUCACCUGUCCCUGCCUGCCUUGGCUUCCUGCAGCUAAACCAGGGACUUCCCAUCCUGGAUGGGGUUUGUUCCCUAACUAGAGCUGGGGGUCUUUGUGGCCAGGAGGGCACUUUUUCUCCCCCUUCUUUGCACCCCAGUUCACAGAAUUGGGAUUCAGUCUUGAACCCGUAAGCUUCUCCAUACAGUGGUUACCAAUGUACUUAUUUUCAAGUGAAAGUUCUAAGAAUCUUCCAAGAAGGCAUCCCAUGGGCUUGCUUUAAUGAGGGUCCUUGCUGUUAGCAUAUUAGUUUAUUUGUAAUUAAGCACUGAUUUAUUAAAUAUUCUUUUUGGAAAUCUUGCUUAAAUUACUAAUUAAGUAAACUCACUCUUCAGCGUGCUAACAUUGUAACCAACCCACCCCACAUGUGAAUUUGUCACAGACUUACAGGUUCAGAUUGUGAUUUGGAAGAGAGCAAAAGGAAUACUUGCUUGAGAAUACCACAUCAUAUUUAAUUACUACAAAUCACAGUAGCACUGAAAAUGGCUCUAGUGCGUUCAUUCAGUCAAGACAGCUAAAGGGAGGAGGUGUCUUAAUCCUCUCCCUAGAGCUAAAUGUUCAUCUGGGAAAAUGUAGGCUUUGGAGCACAGAGGUAUUUUCUUGGAGGGAAAAGAACUGAACUCCCAGCACAGGUUAAAUUGCAAAAAAGAAAAACUUAUAGCUGUGCUCAGGCACUAGCUACAAGGCCACACUAAAUAAAGAAAGCUGGAUCCUGGAAGCUUCUGGAAGAUGGGAACCAGUCCUUGGUCAAGUUUUCCUGCAGCACCUGGCAUGUGGUAAGGUGCUUGGUUAGUAUGUGUUGCAUGAAUAUGUGAACAUUCAGGAUUGUUUCCUGAAAAUUGGGUUCAGGAAUCUAUAGGAAGGCUUAAAUCUAGAAUUUCCCUUUCAGAAAGUCUCAGCUGUAGUUUCCAAACACAGAGAAGACAAAUGAUGUGGGAAAGAGACCUGAAGAGAGAGGCAGAAGGGAGCAGGGUGCAUGCUAGCCCAGAACCCUGACCCCCUUCCUAGAGAAGUGGCUGUGGACAACUUCACACCACCAACCUGCCAAGUUCAAAGCUAAAAAUGUCCUGACAGGAUGUGGAGCUGCCCUGGACCAAGUCCAGUCACCUGCCAGCCUCUAUAGUUCCCUGUCUGGAACACCGCCCGGUUUUCUGUCACUGCAGAGUACCCCAGCACCAUCUUGCCUGAAGAAGAGGCUCUGUUCACAUGGGCUCAGGCCCAAAAGCACUCAGCUGCUGACUUGGAGACAAGCAAAUGCCUUCUACCUCAGUUGAGGCCCACAUGGUGACUUCUUCCAUCGAGACUGGGACACCGGCCCCUCACAUCAGCCACUGCUCCUUCUCUUUGAUGAAGUGCUCUGCCCAGCGGCGAGUCAGCUCCAGGUACAGGCUGGGCUGAUGAGGCAGGUAGUCCAAAUAGAGCCGAGUUGUUGUCUUUUUAGGAAUGGCCUUCUCAAUCUGGGUGCCCUCGUGCCACUCAUUGAAAGAGGUGAUGGAGACAAUCUCAGGCCUCACUGUUAGGGCCGCCUGCAGGGCUGUCUCAUAGUAUUUGCCAUUGACCCUGUUCCGAGUAUUGUGGUUGUUCCAAGGCCGGAUGCUGGUGUCAAUGUAACCAGGUCCCACACUGGGAAUGAACAUUAGAUUGUUAGCAUCGCAAAAGUUCUUCACAGCUUUCCAGUUCUGAUGGGAGGAGCCGAAGGAGAAACCAUUGGAGGCAAAGUAGGUAUACAUGCCAUCGAAUCCAGCGGCCAGGAUAUCAUGAGUGUGGCCCUCCUCCACCAGCAGCGCUAUGAAGACUCCAUCAUAGGGCGUGUUGCGGAUUGAGUGGGGCCCGUUUGGUGUCAGGAGGUGGGCCCAGGCCUCAGGGGAUGUUAGGUAUGAGUCAUAGAUAUAAAAGAGUGGAAGGCUCUUGCCCAUGCUGUUCUUAUAGCGGUAAAAUGCGCCAUGGGAGCCAUACCUGAGAAGUGGGAGGAAGAAGAGCCUGAGCUGGCAGCCUAAGUUGGGAGAAGUCAGCAAGAUUGUAGGACCAGCCGUGGAUGAGAUAUUUCCUGACGCCCAAGUACAAUUUAGGGUCCAGCCAUGCUUCUAAGCAAGAACUUAGUUCCCUCCCUCUUCUUCCUGGCCUUGUCAUACAUUUAUUCAAGCCUCUCUUCCCUGCUCUAGACACUGUACAAGCCACUUUCACACGUAUUAAUAUCUAUAACUCUUAAAAGGCUUGAGGGUUAAGAGGCUUGCCUCUAUCACCACCAUCUUUUCAUCAGGGGGAUUGCAGCAACAGCCACCCAAAGAGCUCCAGGCUCCCACUCUGACUCCCUAAA